AUGGGAAGCAAAAAGAAACCAGCGAAGAAGAUAGAGCUGGAAGAAGAGGAUACUGCAAUUGGUUCAACAUCUUCAACCGCGGCAAUCAGUGACGACGAUGAAGAAGCAAACAAGGAUCUCAGCCUCGAGAUUAUCCAUAAAGCGCUUCUCAAUCGGGCAACAAAUCCCCAAAACGCCGCCGCAUUGAAUGCAUCGACAUCAAUUGCCCCUUCGAAGGCGCAAAAAGAGGAGAAUAAGCUUCAAAUGAAGAAGAAGAAAAAGAAAAAGCUUGAAUCUGAUAGUGAAGCAUUGAAUACUGUUAAAGUUGAAGAAAAAGAAAAAGUGAAGCAUGCUGAAGUGGACAAUGAUGUUUUGAGAAACACCACUUCUAAAUCGUAUAGUGAGGAGAUUAAGAGUCGGAAAAAGAAGAAGAAGAAAAGGCAUGAAUCUGAGAUUCCAACUGUAAAUGCUGUUAUAGUUGAAGAAGAAGAAAAGAAAGCUGUAGAGACAAUUGAAGACCCAGAGAAAGGGGAGCACUGUGUAGAGACAAUCAAUGCACCAGAGAAAGCGGAGCAUACUGAAGUGGAAACAUGCAUUGUUGAUACGAGUGACGGUGAUGUUUUGCGAAACACCACUUCCAAAUUGCAUAGUGACAAGAGUAAGACUCAAAAGAAGAAUAAAAAGAAAAACCAUGAAUAUGAGAUUCAAACUGAAAAUGCUGUUAUAGUUGAAGAAGAAGAAGAAGAAAAUAAAGCUGUAGAGACAAUUGAAGACCUAGAGAAAGUGGAGCCCGGUGUAGCAGAACCAGAGGUGGUUGAUACGAGCAACAACAUUGUUCUGCGUAAGCUACUUCGUGGUCCCAGGUAUUUUGAUCCUCCAUCAGAUAAUGUUUGGGGAACAUGCUUUAACUGCGGCGAAGAAGGCCAUGUUACUUUCAAAUGUACAGCAGCUAAGCGCAAGAAACCUUGCUUUAUAUGUGGCAGUUUGAGUCAUAAUGUCAAAAAGUGCACUAUGGCACGAUAUUGCUCUACCUGCAAGAUAGUUGGUCACCGAACUAAAGACUGUCCAAAGAAGCAGUCAGGUGCUUCUUAUUCUAAAAGCUUGACAGUAUGCUUGAGAUGUGGAAAUUCUGGGCAUGAUAUGCUUUUUUGCAAAAAUGAUUAUCCGGAGGAAGAUCUCAAGGAAAUACAAUGCUAUGUCUGUAAGGAAUUCGGCCACUUAUGCUGUGUCAAUACUACAGAGGCUACACCAGAAGAGUUUUCUUGCUACAGAUGUGGAAAAAUGGGCCAUGUCGGUUGGGCAUGUUCGAGGUUGAAAAAUAGGGCCACUGAUGCUUCCACGCCAAGUGCGUGCUAUACAUGCGGUGAACAAGGACAUUUUGCCCGAGAAUGCUCAAGUUCUGUAAAGGCAAGUUCAAGAUGGCAACCUGAGACCACUGACCCGGCCACACCUAGUUCAUGCUACAGGUGUGGUGAAGAAGGACAUUUUGCCCGAGAAUGCUCAAGUUCUGUUAAGGGAGGCAACAGGAAACAUAAGUUCUCAAGCACAGAAACACCAAGAUCUCAGAAAGAGAACGACUACAUGGGAUAUACGUCUGAACCUUAUACAGAAGAAAGUGACAUCAAAACACCAAAGAAAUCAAAGCACAAAGGUGGUUGGAUGUCAGACCAUCCUAGUGACUUCACUCCUUCCAAUUCCAAAAGGGAUAGUUGGAGGUCUCCAAUAACACCAUGUACUAAUAAUAGUACUCCAAAUCAUCUUUUUAAUAAUGGUAGUCACAAUCUCAACUCUAAAUCUUUUACAAGGAAUGUUAGUGGUGGAACCCCUAAUUCAGAAGGGUCAGCCCGGACUUUUCAUCACGGGCACUCGGCUUCUAGGUUUGGCAACUCAAAUAGUAAUGGAUUUCAGAGAAAUUACAAUGGAUGGUAG
Vicia faba (fava bean) is the source of this 1908-nucleotide messenger RNA. Lineage: Eukaryota; Viridiplantae; Streptophyta; Magnoliopsida; Fabales; Fabaceae. The record is from the annotation of a GenBank genome assembly.